AUGGCCAAUCAUCCCGGGAGUGCGGCGAAUGCCCGCGUGCAUCACUUCAAGCUCGUCUUGUUGGGAGACACGGCCGUAGGAAAGUCCUGUUUGGUAGUCCGCUUCGUGCGGGACGAAUUCUUCGAAUUUCAAGAACCCACGAUUGGAGCCGCAUUUUUGACACAGACCGUGCAACUGGAUGACGCCACGGUCAAGUUCGAAAUUUGGGACACGGCUGGACAGGAACGUUACCGAUCGCUCGCACCCAUGUACUAUCGCGGUGCUUCCGCCGCCAUUGUAGUGUACGAUAUUACCAAUCCCGAUUCCUUCACGGGCGCCAAGUCCUGGGUGAAGGAAUUGCAACGCCGUGGUGAUCCCAACGUGGUGAUUGCCUUGGCGGGCAACAAGGCCGAUCUCGAAACCCGUCGGGCCGUCGAAUUUGAAGAGGCCAACGCGUACGCACAGGAAAACGGUAUUUUGCAUCUAGAAACGUCGGCCAAGAACGCCAACAACGUCAAAUCGCUCUUUAUCGAAAUCGCCAAGACACUUCCCAAGAACGCUCCCCAGCCCGAGAAGGAAGCCUUUCCCAUUCUACAGCAACAGCAAGAGACGCGAAACUGUUGCUAG
Phaeodactylum tricornutum CCAP 1055/1 is the source of this 606-nucleotide messenger RNA. RefSeq lists its product with no specific name. The record is from RefSeq and is a predicted model, not a curated record. Gene Ontology annotation, molecular function: GTPase activity; GTP binding. Bases 1 to 606 code for a protein of 201 amino acids. The transcript has 3 exons. Lineage: Eukaryota; Bacillariophyta; Bacillariophyceae; Surirellales; Neidiaceae.